Molecule: messenger RNA, 1827 nt
Organism: Psammomys obesus (fat sand rat)
Lineage: Eukaryota; Metazoa; Chordata; Mammalia; Rodentia; Muridae
Gene: Nup62cl
Product: nucleoporin 62 C-terminal like
Exons: 9
Coding region: 129-941 (270 amino acids)
Biological process (GO): protein import into nucleus; RNA export from nucleus
Cellular component (GO): nuclear pore; nuclear pore central transport channel
Molecular function (GO): structural constituent of nuclear pore; phospholipid binding
Source: RefSeq, a predicted model, not a curated record
GCCCCCUUCUUGCUGAUUGCUCUUGCUGGCCUCUGCCUCUACUUCGCUGACGCGACAGCGAGCUCGCUCAACCACAGAGGUUGCUUCCAGCAUCUACUACCGUGGUCAUCACCAACACUUCAAGGACUAUGAUGUUCUCUGGAAUGUCACACUUUCCUGCCUACAUGGCUUCCCAGGGACUUGCAUCUACAACUUCGACGUCUACAAGUACCACGGUUACCACCAAUACCACCACCACAAUGACAAGUGGCUUCAAUCUGUAUGUGAAAACUCCGGCAUCACCUUGGGUUGAUAACGCUGGCUUAGUCAGUGUGGCUUCUCUACCUGUUACCAUGAGUGUAAACUCAAUAGUAACUCCUGUAAUGACAUAUGGACAUCUGGAUAGUAUGGAGAACAACUGGAAUCUUCACCCACAAGAACAAGGAAGUUUUCUUCAUCAGGAAAACAAAUACAGUGCUUGGAAUAAUACAUUCAUUGAUUAUGGUGAUGAGAUUGCCAUUUUGUAUAACGAAGUGGAAAAAGUGAAACUGGACCAGAAGAGGCUGGAACACGAAUUGAAUUGUAUCCUGACACAGCAGAAGGAACUAGAACAUCUGUUGAUUCCUUUAGAGGAGUUUUUGAAGGAACAGAAUGGGCCUUUAAAUGUGUUUAUAGAUAAAGAGUAUGAGAUAAUUUACAAAUUAGCAGAGCAUAUAGAUGCUGAGCUGAAAAAAAUGUCUCAAGAUCUCAGGGACAUUAUUGUUUACCUGAAUUCGCUUGCACGUCCUGCUAACAUUGAUGAACAGCUUCAACAGAUCUCCAAAAUUCUGAAUGCUCAUAUGGAGUCUCUCUACUGGAUCAGUCAGAAUUCAGGCAUAAUGUAUCAGAAGGUCCAAGAGAUUACGAAGGUUUUUGAGAAGUUCCGCAAGGAACAGGAGAAGAACAUGAAGACUGCCUUUUAAUACCUAUUGCUCCAACCUGCUCCAUUUGGAUUAUUCAUUUACCCUGAUGCUAUUAAAUAGAGUAGUGUUUACUUUUACCUCUUAAUCUUUGAUUGCAAUAAUUUGUGCAUGUGUUCGAACAGUUUUCAUUUAAAUACUGUGAAAAGAAGUAUACAUUUUUUUUUCUUUCAUAAUGAAGUAAGAUCAGGACUGAGGGCCUAGCUUAGUUAUAGAGCCUUACCCAAAAUGAAGUAAAAGGUAUUUUAGCUCCCUUGCCCAGACAGAUGCUUAUGAGGUAUUGCUUUUGUGUUACAAUCUCUAUUUUACUUACUUAGAUUCUAUAUACCAUCACCAGUACCCACCAACUUCCUACUGCAGCUUCAUUGUGGGAAGAUGUUUGGCAAAAUGCACAUGCCAAACAGUCUUGGCUGAGCAUUUGCCAUUCCCCUAAAAUGCUAGAAACUGCAGAGCCUAAGUGAAAUUUGCUGUCUACUCUGAUAUGUAAUUGAACAAUUUGGGCAAUGAAAAGAAGUGUCUCAUGAGUUAGAGCAAGUGUCUUUAGGGACAAGUGUCAGAGAAGUUACGGAUUAAGGAUUUUAAUUAGGGAUUUAAUGUUUCUUAUGGUACUAAAGAUCAAACCCGUGCCACGCUCUUGGAUUAUAUACCCAGCACUAUAUAAAUACCUCAGUGUUUUUUUUUAAUCAAGAUUUUACUGUAUAGCCUAGGCUGGCUUGGAACUUACAAUCCUUCCUGCCUCAGUUUUCCAGGUGCCACCACACCUAGGUAUCCUAGUGAUUUUUAUCAUUUGUUUUGUUUUAGCAUAUGAUAUAGCGCUGUUUUGUGUGACUUUUUAUGUUUUUAAAGAAAAAAACCUUAUUCUUAGCUUUUAAAUAUCUUCAUCUCUUGU